AGAUGUAAAGGAACAAAAAUUAUAUCAGCCUACCCAAGAAAAAUUACCGCCGCAGGCGCAAAAUAACAAUACCAUGCUGGCAAAAAUUAUUAGUAGCCAUCUCAAGCUUCUCGUUCUUUGAUCUCAAGCUUCUCGCUCGAGAAGUAUAGGUACUUAUGUUCCUUCUCAAGAUGAUCUAAAGUAAAUCUUGAAACAAUUGACUGUCGCACUGUUAUUAUUUUGUCUAUGCCAACUGCCACUGUCACCCGCCAUCCCGAUUUCAAAUGACAGCAAAACAAAUUUCCACUUUCUUAUCCAUAAAAUAUUUAUACAAACUUUAAUUUUAAAAUCGUAUCGUUAUGCGUAAAAUGGAUGGUGGGGAAAAGUGAAUUUAUAUUUAUAUUAAUUUACAAACGUUUUAAUUUUAAGUAAGAUGUCUUUUAUAACGAAACGGGAGCGUGUGUUUGAUGAGUUUGAGCAGUUUGAGUUGCCGGCUCGGAAUGAGGGUAAGCUCAAGGCGUAUGGCUCGUGCACGGACGCGCGCGCGUGGUCGCACUUCUGCUCCGACAAGACAGAGAACUUGGUGGACAUCAUCAAGAGGAACAAUACCAUGUGCACGCACAAGUAUAUACCGACUAAGGUGAUAGUGGAGACGCUAAUGGCCGCCCGGAACGCCGAGGUGUCCCGCCUGAAACGGCGCAUCCGACAGCUCGAGCUCAUGCUGGCCUCGUACCACCAGCUCGACCUCACGGAGGCGCAGAAGAGCGAGAUAGAUAAAGCUCAUGAAGAAAUUAAAGCAGCUAACAAGGAUUUAGAUGAAUUACAUUUAGAUUUAAACCUAUCUGGUUUCACUGAGGGCAUUGACUCAGAAGCGUACGAGACUGGCAAAUCUAGAACUGCUGAGUCAGCAAGGUCUCGAGGGGAUGAUACUUGGUCUUUGGGCAAGGGGAGCGAGAGCCGAGCGUGUCAGAACGAAUCUUGCGCUGUAUCAGUAAGCACGCAUGCAGAGGAUCCAAGAAUCAAUGAAAUGGAACAGACUAUUAUUACUAAAGAUGCAAAAUUAAAUGCUAUGAAAAAUACUCUAGCUGUCAUGGAAAAUGACGUUUGCGAGCCAUACUGCAUCUACGCGCACAUUUACAUAGCACUAGAGAAGAUUCUAAGGAUUUUAUGCCAGCAUGAAAAAUACAAGGAGUAUAUCGAUUUGCUAACAGAUGGAAAAGAUGCACGUUUUCUAGAUAUAAAAGAGAAGAUAAUGUUUAAAAUAAAAGUAUUACAACGAUUCAGUUUAGCAUUGGUUGCGCCUUGUACAUCAGAAUGUAAGGAAGAAACUAGUAUAACCUGUUCUUGUAAUCGAAAUGACAAUGUACGGGUAGAAUUGGCGCUGACCGCACCAGAAAUGAACCCUGUAACUUCUACUAUGGAAAACCAAAGAGCUCAAUUAGUUGCGGAUAUAAUGGAGAAUGAAGACAUUAAAGACAUUUUAAUAAAAUCCAGCACUGAAAGCAUAUAUAAGGACUCUGAAAAUUAUACAAAACCAAAUGAUACUCCAGUAUCCUGUUGUAUAGAUUCUGACAACUUAGCUCGCUUAAAACAGCUUCAAUUAGAUUACGAAGAUCUCAUACAAUGUUAUGAAAACUUAAAACACGAGAGGAUUUGCUUACUUUUACGAUGUACCCGUUACAAAGAGCUCGAAUUUGAACUGGACAAUAUUAAAAUGCAAUUUAAAGAAUACAAUGGGUUGUGGAACGAGAAAGAAUAUUACAAGAACCGCUCAGAUGAAACUGAUCAACUUAAAGAAAAAUAUUAUGUACUGUAUGAUGAAACAAAAAACCUAGAAAUGCAACUGAAAGCUGAAUGUGAAAAGAAUAAAACGAAGACUAACACUAUAACAGAACUAAGAAAUGAGAAUAUUGCUCUUGAGAAAAAGCUCAACGACACGUCAAUAACAUUUGAAAAGGAAACAAGUGCAUUGCAGUGCAAGCUAAAGGAGUCUGAAUGUAAAGUUAUGUGUUUAGAGGAACAAAUCAAGUGCUUAAAAGUUCAGAUAGAUAACAUAUUGGAACAUGAGCGUGAUAAGCUAACACAAAUUUUACACGAUCCUAUUACCCUUCAAAACGAAAUCAAACAAUUAAAAGAGCAGUGUAAGCUUGAAAAUUAUGAAAAGGAAACUAUACAAGAGCAAUUCCAUGAUCAGCUCAAUCUUAUCAAUGAACUGAAAAAUGAAAUCGAGGAUUGGAAAGGUUCAUAUGAAAGAAUUCUCUGUCGCAAUGAAUAUUUGGAAAGUGAUUUAGAUAAAAUGCAACAAAAAAUGAACCAUCUUAUCGAACAUAAUAGAAAUCUUUCGGAUGAUCUAGAUGAAAAAAAAUUAGCUGCCGAUAAUUUAAGAAAUAUUAUCACAAAUAAAUCAUUAGAAAUCAAUAAGUUAAUAACUGAAAAUGAGUCUAGAAGAGCUGAAAAUAAAGAACUUCUUGCUAAGUUCCAAGAAACAUUAAUAACUCAUAGCAAUAGUAUCGUUGCUCUUGAAAGAACAAAAACUGAGUCUGAAAAUUCUUUACAAACCGCAAAACAAGAAAAUCAAGAUUUAGCUAAUAAAUUGAAAAAAUACGAGGAAAAAAAUCAACAAAUAUAUGUGUUAACAAACGAAAUUCAGGAGUUGAAAGAUAAUCUCGCGGUUACUGCAGCCGACAAUGCGAGACUUUACAAAAUUUGCAGUAAUUUAGAAGAAAUAGAAAAUAAAAAGGAUUUGUACGAGGAUCUUCAAAAUCGAUUACAAGCAAUUAUAAAGGAAAAUAAACAUUUAAACGACAACAAUAUAACAUUACAAGAAUGUAUGAAAAAAAUGAAAGAAGAACAUGAUUACAAAAUAAUGGAACUAAAACAAGAAAUAAAACAAUAUGAACAUAUUAUAGAAAAAAAUCAAAAUGAAGUAAAACGCCUAUCUGACGAUAAAAAUAAUUUAAUGAGUGAAAAAAAAUAUUCAAAUACUUCACUAGAAGCAGCUAAAAGACAAACACAAAUUAUAGAAAACCAAUUAUCCCAUUUUGAUAAUCUGUCAAAGGAUCAGGAAAGUUUAAAAAUGUCACAUGAAAAUAAUUUACAAACAGAAAAAGAACAAUUAGUCAAAAAACAUACAGAAAACGAAGCAUUAAAGAUUGAAUUACAAAGUGUAAAACAAUUAUAUCAGAAUUUAGAGAAAGAAAAGCAACAAAAUUUAAUUGACACGGAAGCUUUAGUUCUCUCUGCAAAAGAGGAAAUCCACAAUUUGAAAUUGAUUGCUAAUCGAGUACCGAAUCUAGAAGAUGAAUUAGAAACAAUAAACAAAAAAUAUACUGAGCAAAAAAACCGCUUAGAUGAAAUUGUAGAAAGUAAUACAAACGAAUCUACCCUUUUAAAAAAUGAUUUAGAAAAGGCACAACAGCGCAUAAAAUCUCUAAUUGACGAAAAUUCCGCCAUGGUUGAAAAGUUCAAUUUAGUGGAUCAUGAAAUCCAGAAACAGAUGGCAGAAACAGAAAAAACCAAAGAAGAACUGAUGAAAGCAAAGCAGACUAAUGAUGAAAUUAAAGAACAAAAUAACAGGUUACAACUGGAUAUUGCUUCACAUAUCCAGGAUUUGAAUUGUGCUACACAAGAAGCAGACACUCUGCGUCAGCAUAGUAAUGAGUUAUUUGCCGAGAAAAAAAUAUUGGAAGAAUCUUUGAUUACAUGUAGGAAUCAGCUCAUCCAGUUUGAAACUACACAAGAUAAUUUUUUGAGUGUACAAAAAGAAUUGGAAUAUUUGAAAAAUGAAAGGCUUAACACACAUAAAAAGAUAAAUGGCCUCUUGGAUGAACUUGACCAGUCUAAAAAUAAAAUUUUAGACUUCAAGGACGAUAUCUCAGCUAGAGAUGAUACAAUAGCUUUUCAACAAAAUCAUAUAAAUGAUUUGAAUAUCCAAGUAAGAGAACUUCUGACCAAUUUAGGACAACUUGUAGAAGCAAGUGAGAGCUCACAAGAUAUCAACAGACAGAAAGCCGACUUAUCAGUUAAAAAAAUAGAAGCCCAUCAUUCGAAGGCAACGCAUAAUAUGAAAAUGGAAUUAGACAAUUUAAAACAGAAUCAUGUCUUAUUAGAAAAUAAACUAACACAUUCAAGAAGGGUAUCAGAUGAAUCUUUGAAAGAUCAAGAACAAAUCACGAUGCAAUUUCAAACUCUUCUUAAUGAAAGAGAGAUUAUUGUAACAGGGCUGAAAGAGUUGGAAUUAAAAUGCACGGGACAUUCCUUAUUAUCUCCUAAUAGAUGUCAGAUUGACGAUAUAAUAGCAAGCAUUAACAACAUACGAAACGCUUUAGAUAAACGCACGUCUGAGCUAUCGAGCUUAGAACAAAAAUUAACUUCAGUACAAUCUUCAUCAAAAUUACUUCAGUCUAAAACUGAUGCGGCACAGAGAAUAUUUGAAAUAGAAAAACAAAAAAUACAUUAUGAAAAAGAAGAGGCAAUCAAAAAUAGAUUAACAUUGGAAAAUAAAAUAGUCGACUUGAAAAAUUCUCUUGAUACAGAAAUAGCACAAGGAAAAAAAUUGUUACAGGAAAAAGAAGUAGAAUUACUGAACCAAAAGUUUAUUAUAGAACAAAUAAAUAAAUCAUCCCAAGCGCAUAUUAAGGAAUUGGAAGGACAGCUACAUCAUCUUCAACACUUAUAUGACGAUGCUCAAGUUAAAAUAAAAAGCCUGGAGGUUCAGAUUCAAAACAUAUCCGAUGAGAAUAUUAAAAAAAUAAAUGAAAUUGGCAAUUUACUUAAAGAAAAAUCUGCGGAAGUUACGACUCUUCAAGACGAAUUAUCAAAGAUGAAUCAAAUCAAAUCUUUAAUUCAUAUCUCAACAGAAAUUUCUAAGACCGUUACCGAUAUGAGUACUCAAACUCAUAAUUUUAAAGAAGAGCCUAUUAAACUGUAUCCGGAAACGCCGAACAUACCUACGUUAAGUCUAGAUGAGGAAAAAAUAUUACCUCAAAAACUUCCAUCUUUAGAAAAUGAAGUAAAAAUCCUAACAUCACAGCUUGUUCCUGAUUUAGACCACAAAUACAAACGCUUAAGCCCAGGACUAUUAGAGCAACAUUCUAUUCCAUCUCGCGAAGAAACGAGUGGGAUAAAUAGUAGACACAGUCCUUCAGAAAAUGAUUUUAAAGAAAACAAAGUAACAAACUCAAAUGUAGUACGUGAUUUGCAAUCUCAUGAUAGAAUAAUACCUAACGUCGUUCAAAAUAAACAUGGUUUAAAUAAUAUCAAGUCGCUAGGAGAGAUUGAAAAAAACAAUGUUUUGAAACGUAAAGAUGCUAAUUCACUGUACUCUCCAAGUACAUCUAACGAGGAAAACUUAUUCGUAUUCAGAAAAGAUAGUGAAAUCAGUUUUAAAAGCAAUACAAGUAACCUUGCAGAAUAUAAUAUAAAUAAUAAUGUUAUAGUAAUACCAGAUUCAAUUUAUGAAUCACGUACAGAAAAAGAUAUUGAAAUAGAAAAAGAAGAUAACAAUAUAAAUUACCAUCAUUACAACAAGAAGAAAAGUGAUCACAAAUAUACAAACAUAAUUGACCCCGAAAUUGAAAAAAAAUUACCCCAUAUAAACAUACAUAAUUCAUCAAUGUCUAACAAAUUGGAUUUAAAUAAAUCAUCAAAAAAUCUGUCAACUAAUUUAGCCAUUUUGCCAGCGAGUGAUAGAACAUUAGCUGAUCUUGCUCCAUCUGAUCAUCUUGUUUCACGAGAAGAGAAUUCUGUGCAACAUAAUUUAGGACUACAAUUUAUACUUAAAGACGCAAAUAAUUCAGAACAUUCGUAUAAGAUUAUAACAAAAAACAAAAGUAUUGAUAACUUGUUUUCGGAUAGUAUCAGUUCAAAUAUUGAUAAAAUAAUUUCGAGCAGUAUAAAUUCUAUAGGAAAUAAUAAAGAAACUUCCGAAGACAAGAGUGUGUUGGUUAAAAUUGAUUCUGAAUACGAAGGCGAACUGAAACGAUUAUCAAAAGCAUUUGAAUAUUAUAAAACAAUUUCCUUGAAUAAUAUGGAAUUUUUAAAAUCUAAGUACGAUAACCACUCUAAAUCGAUUAUGAAUGAACAUAAUGAAGGAGUGAAGAACAUGCAAGGUUCGAAGACUCGGCACGACAUUAUUAAUGUUCAUGAAAAUGAAGUCGAGACUUUACGGUCGAUGAGUAUUGAAGCUAUGAAAAAAACCGACACUGUCGAAAACGAUACUUUGAAGCAUCAAUUGGGGAAAAACUCUAUUACCAGUUUUGAAAAGGGGACAGUCAACAUACAGAGACCGAGUCGACGUAACUGUGUGUCCCUCGACAGGACUGAACUGCAGGCGUUAGACGCUCGAUCCGCGAGCCACGGGCCUUGCACUUGCUCCGUGGAUGAUGACGUCACCGACACCAUACGAACUAUAUUCCAUCAUGUCCAAUCCGAAAUGGUUGAGAAAACUUACCUUAAAAAUUUGGGAACCAAGUUGAUUAAUGACAAUAUUGAGUCGCUAACCCUUCACGAGCUAUCAUUUCUGCAUCUGCAAGUGUGUCGCAUGUGGAAAUCUAAAUACACAAAGGAAGAAGCACUGCAGAAAAGCAUUGAUAUGCUCAGGAAAGAGGUGAUGAACAAACAAAGAUUGGCCCAUGAACAUAUAGCUGAGCUGGACCGCAAGGUGGCGGAAGAGACGCGCCUGCUUCAAAUGAGGCGUGAGGCGGCGUGUGCUGCGCAGGGCCAGAGACCGACUGCUGGCCCCAACGCCGUGUCUCCGGCGGCUCGAGCUACGACCAUAGAUAGAGAUGUCCGUUGCAACUGUUCCAUGGUAGCAGGCCCCCCAGGAAUUAAAGAACGUCUUUCAGCGGGUGACCUAUUUAAAAUCACUGGCCAUAAACGACGACCGAAACGAGUAAAGAUGGAUGCACCAAAAGCUACUCCUGGGCGAGUGACGGAGGAUCGUCGGGAGAAAAGGAACUACAACGAUGAACCACCAACACGCCUGCGCAGCACGCCCGACCGCUCUCGACCGCGGAACUCGAAGAAGUGAACAAAAUCAAAGACAUUGCUCAUUUUGCUAACCGCCAUUUUGUUUUGUAACUAUUAAUUUAUUUUGUUUUCGUUUAAUUUAUUUGUUUAUCAAUAUCAGUGCAGACUAAAUUAUUAAAGGUACCUAUGAUGUCAAAAAAUAGAAAGCUUUAAAAAUC
Molecule: messenger RNA, 7166 nt
Organism: Plutella xylostella (diamondback moth)
Lineage: Eukaryota; Metazoa; Arthropoda; Insecta; Lepidoptera; Plutellidae
Source: RefSeq, a predicted model, not a curated record